UCCCCCAUCCACCAGCAACCUCCCAGGCUCCCACCCAUGACAGCUAGGCCCCGCACACUGCCGGAGCACCAGCAGCCGCCUCCAAAGCAAACCUCCCGCCCUGCCCCAACACCGGCGGGGCGCCUUGUGAGCUAGAGCCUCUGCCCACCGUGCACUGCCCGCGUCGGCCAUGCCCGCUGCUUCCCCUGACCUGCCCAAGCACUACACCGGCUGCUAGUCCUGUGGCCCUCGACUUGCUGCUACGCCCAUCUUCCCUGAGUGCGCAGCUGCUCCUUGUCCAUCACCAUGUGUCGUGUGCUGGGGCGGCUUGCGGUGACCCCAUGGGGCUCCCACACCUAGCCCAGCGCCCUUUACCUGCAUCGUGUGCCGCACGCUACCAUGUCCAUCCCCCAUGCGUUGUUCUCUUGACCCGUCCCCUCGCGCACUCAGCUGAAUAUCGGUAGUAAUACCCCGUGCAAUACCGGCAACCCUCGAAAUAGCGAUAACCCUCGCAUUACCGGUAACCCCCACAGGCCUCCGAACGGUCGUAUCAGAUCUGCAAUCCCUCGAAGGAGCAGAUCUCAAUGAGGGCUACCCAGAUGCCUUUGUACGGAAAGAAGAUCCAGAUGAUGCCGUACCGGUGGACGUGAUUGUGUACGGCGCCGUGAUCGGCCGCAUUCCCCUGGAGCGAGCCACGGUGGUGACGUUCCGAAACAACCUGAACAAGCUGCUGCUGACGCCGCUGCAGCCGAACGACCCGUGGGUCAUUGAUGCGGUUUUCCAUGGUAACACGUUGUUCUUGGAGAUCGUGAAGACGCCCCAACAGGGGGCGGGCGGGCCGGACAUGGAUCGCUUCACGUACUAUGGCUACAAGUUCGAGUCCGUGGCCACGGGUGCCCCCUCGGGUGAGCCGGUGGACAGCACGCGCGAGUUCGCGGUCAUGGUGCAGGUGCGGCUGGGCGGCCACCAGGUGCUGAUGGCUGCGGAGACGGACGCCUGGGAGACCCCGCUGGAGGAGGCGGAGGAGCAGCAGCAGCAGCAGGAGGAGGAGGUGGAGUACAUCGGGUACACGGAGAUCAAGACGUUCGUCCUGCCCCAGGGCGACCGCGCCCUGGAGCGCCUCUACCGCGACAAGUACCCGCGCUGGUGGCUGCAGAGCUUCCUGGCGGGGGUACCCACACUGCUGCUGGGGGGCCGGGACCGGGGGGGGACGGUACGGCAGGUAGGGUGGGUGGUGGUCAGGUGGCGGGCCGGUGGGAGACAGAGCCCUUCUGGGCUUACCUUGUCUUUCAUCCUUCCUUUGCUUACCUUGCGUACCUUGUCCUCCAAUAAUACCAACAACCGCCAAGUCUCCUUUCGACGUGCCCUCCUCACUGACCGCAUUCCUUCCCUUCCUCAUCAGGCCCUCUCGUCUAUCUGAUUCGUCACCUCCUCUUCCUCCCACGCCCUCCCUCGCCUCC
Messenger RNA from Astrephomene gubernaculifera, 1439 nucleotides. The record is from the annotation of a GenBank genome assembly. NCBI's taxonomy places the organism in Eukaryota, Viridiplantae, Chlorophyta, Chlorophyceae, Chlamydomonadales, Astrephomenaceae.